AAGCGGAUGCGCCUUGGCCUGUGAACGGCGAGCUUGACUUUUAAGUGACCACUACUCACCCAAUGCCACCCAAACCUCCCGCGCGCCUCCCUCCGAAACCUCGCGUUACACCAAAAGCGCAGGUAAAGACAUCUCUGCCAGGCCUGACCCCGAGACCUGCUGCCCGAGCCCCACCGCAUCCAAAGUCCACCAUACCUGCGACACCGAGCAAUGCUUCCACCCCACUUCCACCCCCGCCUCCGUCGAAAUGGUCCGAACAGAGUCGCUCAGGCUCAAGCAGCCGCUACGUGAAAUGGGGUACCAACGGUCUAGUAGCGAUAUGCGCAAUGCUCUUCCUACGCGACCACUACAUUGAGUUCCAACACGUCCGCGGCUCCUCCAUGUCACCCACCCUCAGUCCCAACGCGCACGAGACAGGCCGGGAAGACUACGUCCUCGUGCGCCCAUACCUCGAGCACUCCAGACGAGGAGCAAAGAGCGAGCAAAACGACAACAAUGAAUGGAGCGUGAAGCGCGGCGAUGUAGUGACGUUCUGGAAACCACACAAGCCCUCUGAAAUGGGUAUUAAACGCGUAGUAGCGGUUGAAGGCGACACCGUGUAUCCCGUUCGCGGCUACGCUUUCGAUCCCGCGGCGCAUGCGGCCAGAGUGCAAGGGUCGCCGGAUGGGCUUGCGGAUUUCGACCCGGACUCUGUUGUUCCUGAGGCGCAGCAGCGGGAGCUGGGCAAGGUGGUGGUGCCGUAUGGACAUGUGUGGAUUGAAGGGGAUAAUUGGCGGAAGAGUCUUGAUAGUAAUGAUUUUGGGCCGAUUAGCAAAGGGUUGAUUCAGGGGAGGGCGGUUAAGGUGUGGAGGAACUGGUUUGGUUUGUUGGAUGUGGGGGAUGAGAGGAAGAGGGGGGAGAGAAGGAUGAGGAGUCGGGUUGUAGAGGGACGGAGUGAGAUUCCUGCUGUGUUCUUGGAGUGAAUGGUAAGAGGACUUGAAUGUCUGAAGGUAUUGGGCUUGAGAUUGGCAAGA
Messenger RNA from Bipolaris sorokiniana ND90Pr, 1013 nucleotides. RefSeq lists its product as uncharacterized. NCBI's taxonomy places the organism in Eukaryota, Fungi, Ascomycota, Dothideomycetes, Pleosporales, Pleosporaceae. The transcript has a single exon. The record is from RefSeq and is a predicted model, not a curated record. Gene Ontology annotation, molecular function: serine-type endopeptidase activity. Gene Ontology annotation, cellular component: membrane; mitochondrial inner membrane peptidase complex. Bases 63 to 962 code for a protein of 299 amino acids.